AGCCCGCGGGUUGAAGAAAUCGUACGCAUCGAGCGAGAGGCAAGCGCCGCGUCAAACCAAACAAAGAAAAAGAAAAAGCAAAGCAAAAAAAGUACAUAAAAGCGAAUAACAACAAGAGAGUGCAGAGCAAAUAAAACAGACAGCAAUAGGCAAUUUCUAAUUGACCAGGAUUUCCCCACAACUGUGUUCAACUUAACCAUCAAGCCAAUGACCAAAUGUUGCCACAAAUCGCAGGCAAAUGAGCCCGCAACUACAAGACUCCAAUCCGUUGCCGUUGCUGCUGCUGCUGCUCCUGCUCCAGCGGCUGCUGCAGAGUAGCAGAGUACAGUGCGAGCCCGGUCCCGUGCCAGACUCCGUGCCUCCACCCGCUCCCUGUACCGCUUUUCGAGCAGGGCGUUUUCUGCUUCGGUGUCCGUGUGUGUACCAGUGCUUAAAUAAUCCGCAUAGCCAGCCAGUGCAACUUGAGGUGGCCGUAAAUCACAUUUCAGUAAACUAAAACCUCGAGUGCUGUCGCUUGCGGCUCAUCGCAUAGCGCCUCAAAUUGAAUCUCGUUUCCGGUCCGUACGUCCGCUCCCUCGUUGGCCAAGUCGGUCGUUUGGUCUGUGUAUCGGUCUGUCGGUGUGUCGGUGUAUCGGUGUAUCGGUCGGCCGGACUGUCGGUGUGCCUGGUGUUGCUUCGCUUUUGUCGCCAGACAUUUUUAGCUGCUCAAAAAUUGAUGCCAGCAGCCCCAGCAGCCCCAAGCAGCCCGAAGCAGCCCAAGCAGCCCCAGUGACAGUCGCCUAGGCAGCGCUGUAAUCCAUGCCAACAUUCAAGACUGCUAACUGGAAUUGUUUCAAACGAAAAACAAGAACAACAAAAUAACAUAGUGCUGCCAGCAACAAAAAAAAAAAACGCAAAAACGUAAUCAGGAAUUUAAACAAGCCCACGGGAACAACCCAAGAACAGAAAGCAACCGACAUCAUGUUCAUGGAAUUGUCUUUGGUAACGAGCAACUGACGCAGCAACAGCUAGAGGCAUGUGGCAACAGCAGCUACAGCAGCAGCAGCAACAUUGAGCGGCAGAAGCAGCAGCAGCAACACUCAGCCGGUAGCAGGAGCAACCAGAGCCCAGAGUAGAUACAAGUGAGCAGGUGGCGUGCUGCUAUACAGCAGCACCAUUGCUGCCAUUAAAAUAGACGCCGCAGCGCAACAGCAACGCUGCCGUCGUCACAAUCAACGCCAGCGCCAGCACCAUCCGCACCAUCGCCAUCGCAGACGACGACGGCGCAGCAGCAGCAGCAGCAGCAACAACAGUCACAGCGGAGGCGGCGGCAGCGGAAAGAGCAACGGCAACGGCAGCGGCUAUAGCAGCAAUCAAAGCGGUGGCAACAGCAACACCAGCAGCCUGUUGGCCGUAGUGGGUGUGGCAAGCAGCUGCCCCUUGCUCGCCACUCAGCAGCUCAUCGACGACAGUGGCGGCGGCGGCGACGACGAGGGCGGCGCACCGACAGCGCGGCUGCAACAUUGCGGCGACGAGCAGCAGCAACAACCAGGUCGACGGCGACGCCGGCACCACAACGGCCUGUCAUUUGUAGGCAAUGCAACGCUCUCAGCAGCAACGGGUUGGACCUGGCCUAAGAUGGGUAGCGUGCUAUUCGCAGCUGUAUUCAUAGCAUUACACUUCGCCACCGGCGGCCUGGCCAACCCAGAUGCAAAGCGUCUCUACGACGACCUGCUGAGCAACUACAAUCGCCUCAUCCGACCCGUGGGUAACAACUCGGAUCGCCUCACAGUGAAAAUGGGUCUGAAACUAUCCCAGCUGAUCGAUGUGAACUUGAAGAAUCAAAUUAUGACCACCAAUGUCUGGGUGGAGCAGGAAUGGAACGACUAUAAAUUGAAAUGGAAUCCCGAUGAUUAUGGCGGCGUGGACACACUGCAUGUGCCCUCCGAGCAUAUAUGGCUGCCGGAUAUUGUGCUCUAUAACAACGCCGAUGGCAACUAUGAAGUGACAAUAAUGACAAAAGCAAUUCUGCAUCACACUGGCAAAGUGGUGUGGAAACCGCCGGCCAUUUACAAAUCCUUUUGCGAAAUCGAUGUCGAAUACUUUCCCUUCGACGAGCAGACAUGUUUCAUGAAAUUCGGCUCCUGGACAUACGAUGGUUACAUGGUUGACUUGCGGCACUUGAAGCAAACAGCCGACUCGGAUAACAUCGAAGUGGGCAUAGAUCUGCAGGACUACUAUAUAUCGGUCGAAUGGGAUAUUAUGCGAGUGCCGGCGGUGCGCAACGAAAAGUUCUACAGCUGCUGCGAAGAGCCCUAUCUGGACAUCGUGUUCAAUCUGACGCUGAGGCGGAAGACCCUCUUCUACACAGUGAACCUGAUCAUUCCCUGCGUAGGCAUCUCGUUCCUGUCCGUGCUAGUAUUUUACUUGCCCAGUGACUCCGGCGAGAAGAUCUCACUGUGUAUCAGCAUUCUGCUGUCGCUCACUGUGUUCUUCCUGCUGCUGGCCGAAAUUAUUCCGCCGACCUCGCUGACAGUGCCGCUGCUGGGAAAAUAUCUCCUCUUCACCAUGAUGCUAGUCACGCUCUCCGUUGUGGUCACCAUUGCCGUGCUAAAUGUGAACUUUAGAUCACCUGUUACGCAUCGCAUGGCGCCGUGGGUGCAGCGUGUCUUCAUCCAAAUCCUGCCCAAGCUGCUCUGCAUCGAGCGGCCCAAGAAGGAGGAGCCCGAGGACGAUCAGCCGCCCGAGGUGCUCACCGACGUCUUUCAUCUGCCGCCGGAUGUGGAUAAGUUUGUCAACUACGACACGAAGCGUUUCAGCGGCGACUACGGCAUACCAGCACUACCCGCCUCCCAUCGCUUCGAUUUGGCCGCUGCGGGCGGAAUUAGCGCGCAUUGUUUUGGCGAGCCACCGCUGGCCUCCUCACUGCCACUGCCAGGCGCCGACGAUGAUCUCUUCAGUCCAGCGGGCCUCAACGGGGACCUCAGUCCCGGCUGCUGUCCGGCCGCUGCACAUGCCGCUGCGGCCGCUGCGGCCGCUGCUGCCGCCGAUCUCAGCCCCACGUUCGAGAAGCCCUAUGCCCGGGAGAUGGAGAAGACCAUUGAGGGAUCGCGCUUCAUAGCCCAGCAUGUAAAGAACAAGGAUAAGUUUGAGAGUGUGGAAGAGGAUUGGAAGUACGUUGCCAUGGUAUUGGAUCGUAUGUUUCUUUGGAUUUUCGCAAUCGCUUGCGUGGUCGGAACAGCGCUUAUUAUAUUGCAAGCGCCUAGUCUGUACGACCAGUCGCAGCCGAUUGAUAUACUCUAUUCGAAAAUUGCCAAAAAGAAAUUCGAGCUGCUCAAGAUGGGCAGCGACAACACCUUAUAGCGACCGCUAGGGUUCGCAGCCGGCUGGUGGAAUCUUAUCAUCAGCUCGUUGCGAACCCUGUUCGCCGCUCGCGACGAUGAUCGUGGAUAAUACAUAAUGAGCCAAGCCAUGAGCAUUUCAUCGGCGUUGUACAACACUAACAGCAGCAGCAGGAACAGCAGCAGCAACAGCAGCAGCAGUAGCAAUGACAGUGGCAGUGUCAAUGCCAGUGCUAACAGCGCCAACGGAACCCCAAACGAAACCUCAUGGAGCCCAUUGUAGGAACACCCGAACAGAGCGAAGCGAAGCGAACAUUGCGAAAUGAAUUUAAAACACACACAAUCGAGUAGAGGUAGAGUGCAAGCAGUUUUUGGAGCAGUUGAUCAAAAUAUGUAUGUAAUGUAAUGCAAAGAUGCUGUAGUGUUGAUUAACCGUGACCAGUGCUGGACAGCGACUAAAUGAAGAUCAAGACGCGAGUGACCAGCGCAGCCAAAACGAAGUUUAGUUUGUAAGUUUCUGAAGUGGUACGAGUAGUACUUCGGAGGGAGUCGGAAUGGUACGGGUGUGGUGACCAGUGUUGUAAAAAGCGGAUGGAGUUUUGUAAUUUAUAUUGUAUUUUUGAGCGCCAAAAAGUUCCUUGUUACAUUUUUUAGUUUUAGCGUUUCACACAACACACACAAAACGGAAACGGAAAUCGAAAUCGAAACAACAACAAAAAAAAACUAAAACAUUACCAAACAAAAAAAUAAUAAUGAAAAUGUUUUAAAAUUGCAUUUUAAAUUCAAAUCUGACUGUAUGUGUUCAAUGUGUGCGUGACUGUAUCGGUGUGAUAGCUUUUGUGUGCUUGUGAGUACUUGUGUGGGUGUGCGGGUGUCGUGCGCACUUGUGUAUUUGUAAGCGAAAAUCAAUUUUAAUUGUUUAUUUAUUUGUGCAUAUGUAUUUUUCACAUUAUUUUUAGCAAAGAGAAAAGCGUCGUUGAAUGGAUAUUGCAUAAAAUUCAAAACUAUUUUUAGCAUAAAUAAGUAAACUAAAUUCGAUAAACUCUACAUUUAAUUAGCCAAUAAGUCGUACCUAGUCGUAGCGUAGCUAAGCAAAUAAGCAAUUAAGUAAAUUAAAAAUCGAGCAUUAAAGAGCAUAAAAUAACAAAACGAAUCCCGCACAGUCUGCCGCAAGGCAACUCGGUUCGUAGAAGCGCGAAAUUCUGAACUAAAUUUAGUUGGAUGUAGCUCGAAACGAGACAUCACACAUUUUUAAAGCCACACACAUUUUUACGAGUACUAUCGACACACAACAUACAUACACUCCCACAUUUAAACACACCACACACAAAUAUUUAUAUUAUUAUAUAUCGAGCAUAUAUAUACAUAGAGUACGUAUUUAUAAGAUUGCAGCUAGUAAAAUCACAUACUACCAACAAAUACUCGUGCUAUAUAAAACAAUUUCAAUUAAAAACACUCUCACAGACAAACGGAACAACAAUAAUUCUACGAGUAAAAACUAAAGCCCAUUCCCAUUGGUGUUUUGUGAGCACUUUGUUUGUAUAAUUUGGAUCACUUCGAAUCAGUUAAAUUUGAGAAUUAUUGAGAAUUAUACGAGUGCGUAUACAAGUCCAUUUUCACAUUCUAUUCUUCCGUUCGGUUUGAUGGGAUUUUCAAUUUAUAUCUCCUCAGAGGAGAGCUGUGUAGCUCUGAAGUGCCGACUCAUUAUGCAUUCAGCGGAGCAUUCCAAACCUUUGGCAAGUUCAAUUUAAAAUAAAAACUUUUUAAUUACUUUCAACGGGUUGGGGGGCAUUCCUACAGCCUUUCUGAAGUGCCACACAGAGAACACCUUCAAUUUAAAUGCCAAAGCCAACGAAACUUGCCACAAGGUUGGCGGUUGCCCCCCACACCCCACACCACUCUCCCUACUAUUUCUGCAUUUUUAAUUGAUUUUGGAAAAGUUUUUGCCACUAGAGCAACAAGAACAGUAAACAUUAACCAAAUGCGAAUGGCCUCCGAGCGGUGUGGGACUUCGGGGGCAAUACCGCGAGGCAUGCAACAAAUUAAAUUCGGAAUGCAAUUUGCAUUUGUAUAAGGCUCUGAGCCUGCACGUGUGUGUGUGUGUAGUUAAUAAAAAGCGAAAAGUAAACGAAAACGAAAGCGCACACAAUCCGAGAAAAUACACAAAACUUAGCAACCACCAUAAAUGAAAACUGCUGAAACUAUUAGCCACGAAUGCCGCGAGAACGAACGACAACGACAACGGCAGCACAGGGCGCCCUGCCAGGACGAAAAGCGAGGCAUUAUUGUGUGCGUGCGAAUGUGGGCUGGCAAAAGUUUAAUUAAAAUUCCUAAUCGAAAAUAUUCAGCAUUUGUGAAUGUGAAUUAAUUAAAAUAGUUUUCCAAGCAAACGAUUGUGCCACAGUUGGGCGUAGAGAGUGGGAGAAAGUGCAACACUGGGGAGGGGAAAGAUAUUUUAUAUACGAGUGCGAGUACGCAUACGUACUGGCUAGGUUCUGACACAAGGAAUUCUCUUUUCCAAAUCUAAACGUCACAGAGAUGGUGCAACUUUCAGGGAAAUCAAGAUUCCAUCCAAAUGUAGGGAAUUUCUUGACCGCAAACUAUUCAAAUUACAUAAACAAAGUCGCUCAUACCCAAAAACAAGCAAAGAAAAAACUACACCAAACUGAAAAAAUUAAGAAACAAGGCAAAAAAAAGGAAGUGUGACUCAAAACGAUGGGAAAAAUUUAAAUAGAGAAAUGCCAAGUUGGGUGUAUUAAAUGUAAAGUGCAUAAAAAUCAACAGUUAACAUUUUUUAAAUACUUAGCAAUUAAACUAAACGUAACAUAAAUGUAAUAAAAUAAAUAAACAACAACAAAUAUCAUAAAUGAAGUAAUUUAAUGCGAAUGCGAAUGCAACAACUCAAGCGAAACGAAACAAAGGUCACACUUAAAUUUAAAUGGUGGAAAACUGAAAGAAAACUGCAACAAAAAAGAUACGACACUAUUAAAUUAAUACAAAGAAAACAUCAGCUCCACACACUCGGCAUUAUAAUUGUGCAUCAAAUAUUAAAAGUAUUAAACUGAGCUUAUAAAAUUUAAACAAAAUAUAAAAAAAAACACACAAAUGCCAGCGCAAAUUGGACACAAAAAAAAGGGGAAAAAAGUCUCGACAUCCGUUUUGAAAAACAUACCGUAUAAUAAAAAGUCUGAAAAAAAUAUAUAGAAAACAGAACACCACACACGAUAGCACCUACUAGUAUACAUACGAAUAUAUGUACAUAUGUGCAUGUGUAUGUGUAUGAAUAUAAUGGAAAACUGAAUAACCACUAAUAAAAAGCAUCAGCGGUAACAAAAACGAAAUAAAUAAACCAAAAAAUUGCUACCAGAGGAAAGCAAUUGGGAAUAAAUGGAACAAAUUGAAGUUCGAGUGCGAAGAAAAUCCAUAAAAAAUAUACAUAUAGUUUAAAGCCGAGCACUCAACCACUCCCAACAAUUAUGCAAAAAGGGGAAUGCAUUCUAUUCAUUUUUUGUUUUUUGUAAUUACAUAUAUUGGGUAAAUGAUAAAAUAAAGGUUUAUUUUGGUGUGUUCUUGUAAAUAUUUAAAACAAAAUAUUUAUGUAGUGGAAUUUGCUUUUCUACCACAUUGUAUUUAUUUAAAUUUGGAUAAUUCCUACAGUUUUGGUGUUAUUUUUUUCUCUGUGUUUAGGCUAAAGCAUUUUUUUUAUUCAAACCAAUUUCAAGCUUAACAAAUUUGUUUGUUAUAGUUUUAGACAAUCAGCUAUUAAAGUAUUUAAACAAUAAAGCAAAAAAAGAAGAAAACAAAGAACUAAUGACAAGUAAAUGGCGUAACUUUUCUGUGAAUAAAUUUAACUAAUGAAACCCAAAAAGGAUUAAUGCAUAUUUAAACUGAAAAUGUGCAUGACAAAGGAGAAGGAGAAGAACAAAGGCAAAAUUCAUUUCAAACAAAACAGAAAACCAUUUUUGUAAAUUAUUUCACUUGGGAAAAUCGACACGCUAAAGCAAAAACCAAAAUAAAUAGAGAGAUAAAUUUAAACACAUUUUACUGAAUAAUGAAAAACAAAACACAACAACACACGCUAAGACGUAGGAGAAGGGACACACACGAAGGACAGAAUCGAAUUAAAGUCAAAUACAUAGACGUGUAUAUGCUCUCAUUGGUUGUGUUUUUAGGUUAUAAACAAAUAGGUUUGGCCCAGUGUGUGUGCGUGUGUGCCGCGUGUGUGUGUGGAGGAGAGGCGGAGAGACACAACACAAACACACUCACCGCACGGACAAGCAGACAGACAAACAAUCGUUAAUUCAAUCAAUCAUUCAGUCAAUCGUUGAGUCGGACCAUCGACCGCUCGGUUUGGGUCCGACUCGUAGUUGUACAGUUCAUUUCCACAUUAAUUCAUUGAAAUAUUAAUUAAUAAAUUAAUUAUAAAUUAAGUUUAGCCUAUCGAAAACCCGAGGGAGUAAUCCCGCUUAAGUGUAAAUUAUGCUAAUAAUGUCAAACAUUUUGAAUUUGCCUUUUUAAACGUGUUUUUGCUUUUCACAGUCUUUUAGGUUUCUAGCUAAAUAUUUAGUCUGCUUGAUAUACAACAAAAAAAUUUCAAAAAUUUAAACAAACAAAAACAAAUAGGUAUAAAUGAGAAGAAACCAUGUAAUUUAAAUACUGCCACAAACAAGACGAAAUGAAAUGCAAAAAGUACAUAUAAAAUAUAUAUACAAUUAUUGUAUCUCUAUCUGUAUCUGUACAUGAUACAUUUAUGAGUAAUAAAUGAUAUACGGACUAGUUAAGUGCAAAACAUUUUUGAAGCGUGUCCACAUCCAAGCACUCGAUAGAUCCGAUGUGGAGUAGCACAUACAUCUAGUAUAAAGAUAUACUUAGGCGCAGCAAAUCAACUACUCAGUAAGCUAGGAACCUGCAAGAGGGUGCUCGAAGUUAACAUUGUGGCUAAGUACUAACUAAAUAGGAAAACCGCAAGCAAAAACCAAUCUCUGUAUAUAGUAAAAAACUAUCCAACACCAACACCAACAAUACACACACAGCAAAUGAAAACACAGAUGCAAAACAUCCAUGGUUGAAGCAUUUCAUUCUUGUAUACAUACUCGUACUCGUACUCGUAAGAUCCAUCGGUGAUCUUCGAUCGAUCAUUCAGCAAGCAACUAGAAUUUAUUUGCAGUACAAUUCAUUUCCCCGAUUACAGUUAAAGCAAACAACGAAAUUGUGUACACAUAAAAUUGAUAGAGGAUAAAGCAUUAGAUAAAGCACAGGGAAGCCCUUGGCGAAAAAUGGUCGUUGGAAACUACCAGUAGUUGAAGGAGGAUGUAAUGCCCUUUCUGAAGAGAUACCUUCAACGCGUAUAGCAUGCACUUGCCACUGACUUCGCCAAGGGCAUUCGAUCGAACCACAAACGUGUUUCAUUUUAGCCAAAAACAAUUUUUAAGGCCACCACACACUUAGCACUAACAGUAAUCAUAAUUAGUUAAACGAGAAAUAGUUAUUAAACGAAAUAUAUUAAACCAAGCGAAUGAGAAACAAAAAAAAACUUAUGGUGUAAUCAAGAAAUUGACGUAUUUGAUAUAUAUGCGGCUUGACCCUGAGAUUCAAAAAACAUAAAAUCGUAUGUCUUCCAAUCAAAGGUCGUCUUUUGUAGCAAACACAACAAGAAUCAAAGUCUGCGUAUUGCUAAAGAAAAACCAAAAACCAACAGCAGUCAGAACAACUCAGAAAAAUUGGAAGCCGCUGUGGAGCUGGUAGGAUAAUGCAGAAAUGCGGAUCAAAAAGAAGAAAAUGAACACACAAACACAACUGUACCAUCCACCCACACAUUAACACGCUUACACAGAUACAGCAACACUCACAUGCCACUGCACUGCAAAUUCAUGUAUGCCCAUAACAUUUGCAUACCUUUAGGGGUCAGCAGCCUAUAGGGGUCGAAGCAUAUAACACUUUAGGCCACUGUGACUCUCACCUUCUCUCGCCCUAUGAUACACUCUUCAGUUACCCAGCAACUAAUCAAGUACCUGACAAUAGAUGAAUUACACCUUUUCUAGAAUUCUCCAUCAGCUUCAUCAACUUCUCCUCCCUAGAACCAGGCUAAAACCGAAGCUCGUCUUGUACAUACAAAUGACAAAUCUUUCAUCCGAUUUGGCUAGCCAAUUUGCGUAAAGAAACAACAAAAGCAUACAUAUAAAUUAAUUAUAUUAAAAACGGUUUCAACAACAGCAAAAAAAAACAAAAACUAAAACAAAUUUCGACACUCACACAGAUACAAGUACUAACAGGCACACACUCAAGUCCGAGCAGCAAUAGGCACCUCAUGCCCCUACCGUCAGCACGAUUAAUGACAGCAAAUGCAAUUAAACGAAUUUGAAAUGUUUUUCCUGUAUGAUCGAGCAGUGACACACGACUUUUGUAAAAUAUUUCUGAACAAAAAACAGACAUAGGAAUACGUAAGCCCUAUUUGAGGACCUCUCAUUCCCAGCAUCUAGUUCCAGCAGUAGAGUUUUUCGAUGAAUUUUCAAAAACUUCACAGUUUUGCAAGCAGCACCAGACACACCAAACACAGAUACACAUCCACUCAACCACACACACCGCACAGACACACACACAUAGAGCCAACACCCAACAAUCAAAGUACUCAAGUAGCUAAUGUUCGUAUUUAUGCAUCUGUGUGAAUGGCAUUUGCAUGUGCGUGUGUGUGCGAUCGAGCAGGCAGGAAACGGAAAUCAAAUGUAUAAAUUCAUAAACUGUAAGCCACUCGAGUAUAUUAACGACAAACAACAACUAUAUACAUAUACGCGUACGUACGAGUAUAUAGUAUAUAUACGGGUAUUUAUAUAGACAUAGAUACUAUACAUAUACACGGGUAUGUAUAUUUUUUGUAUUAACUGCUAGGUGCCGCUAGAUGUAAGCGCUUCCGUUGCAACUUUUUGUGUAUUGUACAUUUUUCUUUCGAUUCGUUCAAGUGCAAAAGAAACGUAAAAACAAAAACCAAAAAAAAAAAAAACAAUUUUAGCAUCAAGAUUUUUAACUUAUAAAAAGCAAACAAAAAGGUAAAUCUUAAAAAAUCUUGCAACUCACUGGGGAAAACAACACCACAACAAUUAAAUGUAAAAGAUAAAAGAUACGACUUAAAUGCCCAAAGGCAGGUCAGGAAGCAUAUGUAACUAACUAAUAUUUGCUCAGACAAAAAGGAAUAGCAAAAAAAAAAAAAC
Molecule: messenger RNA, 10525 nt
Organism: Drosophila miranda
Lineage: Eukaryota; Metazoa; Arthropoda; Insecta; Diptera; Drosophilidae
Gene: nAChRalpha1
Product: acetylcholine receptor subunit alpha-like 1
Exons: 10
Coding region: 1618-3342 (574 amino acids)
Biological process (GO): monoatomic ion transmembrane transport; nervous system process; chemical synaptic transmission
Cellular component (GO): neuron projection; synapse; postsynaptic membrane
Molecular function (GO): acetylcholine-gated monoatomic cation-selective channel activity; transmembrane signaling receptor activity
Source: RefSeq, a predicted model, not a curated record